UCAUUUCCUUACUUUGCAUGACUCCAAAGUCCUCUCUAUUUUCUCUCCAUCUUUCUCUCUGGGUUUCUCUCUUUUUCUCACUACUACUGUUUAUCACUCUAGCUGGGGGUUGGGUCUUUGAUUUGCAUGGAUGGAUGCCUCAAGUGCACAACGCCAGGAAAUGGAUACCCAGUCACUAGAAAGCAUGUUGGUUUGCUCAAAAGCACAGCAGGAGAGGAAACCAAGGCCACCAGAACAAGCUCUAAAAUGCCCAAGAUGUGAUUCCACCAAUACCAAGUUCUGUUACUACAACAACUACAGUCUGUCUCAGCCAAGGUACUUCUGCAAGUCAUGCAGGAGGUACUGGACCAAAGGAGGAACCCUAAGGAAUGUUCCUGUUGGGGGAGGGUGCAGGAAGAACAAGAGAUCAUCAUCGUCUUCAUCAUCCAAAAGGACCCAAGAUCAACCACUCACAACCAAUCCCAAUCCACUCAAUGUUCUCCCACCCCUAACUUAUGACUCCAAUGACCUCACCCUUGCAUUUGCUAGGCUCCAGAAACAAACUGGUGGGCAGUUAGGGUAUGAUGAUCAUCAUCAUGAUCUUGCUCUUAUGGGGAACCCUAACAAUACCCAUUGUGAUGUUCUUGGAAACCAGUGUGUCAACACUUGUGGAACUACUACUCCUGGCCUUCUUGAUGCUCUGAGGACCAACUUUCUAGAAACCCCAUCUGGGUAUCAUAAUCUGUAUUAUGGGUUUGGUAAUGGAGGCAUGGGAGGAGAGGUGGAAAAUGGUGGAGUUGGUGGUGAGCAUAUGGUUCUGCCAUAUGAAGAAAUGAGUGGUGCAACUACUACAGCAGUGACAGUAACCACAAUGAAGCAAGAGUUGUGCCAUGGGAGGGAAGGUGAGAAUAGGGUUCUGUGGGGGUUUCCAUGGCAGCAGCUCAACCCAGAUGGGAGCAUGGGUGAAGUUGAUUCAGGAAGAGAGAGCUGGAAUGGACUUGCUUCAUCCUGGCAUGGGCUUCUCAACAGUCCUCUCAUGUGAGAUCUUGGAAGCCAGCUAGCUUCUUGUUUGCAAGAAAGAGAGAAGAGGAAUAUGGCUAGAGAGAGUUGCUUUCUCUUUUCAGACUCCAAUCUGAAUUUAAUUAAUCCUUGAGAGUUUUGUAUGAAGAGUACUUCAGUACUUGAUGUUUUUUCUUCUCCUCUUUUUUGUUUCUUUCAAACCUAGUGAUAAACUAAUGAAAUUUCACAUUUGUCUUCUAACCCA
Molecule: messenger RNA, 1243 nt
Organism: Vitis riparia (riverbank grape)
Lineage: Eukaryota; Viridiplantae; Streptophyta; Magnoliopsida; Vitales; Vitaceae
Product: dof zinc finger protein DOF2.1-like
Exons: 2
Coding region: 131-1021 (296 amino acids)
Biological process (GO): regulation of DNA-templated transcription
Molecular function (GO): DNA-binding transcription factor activity; DNA binding
Source: RefSeq, a predicted model, not a curated record